Molecule: messenger RNA, 846 nt
Organism: Penicillium verhagenii
Lineage: Eukaryota; Fungi; Ascomycota; Eurotiomycetes; Eurotiales; Aspergillaceae
Gene: rip1
Product: ubiquinol--cytochrome-c reductase catalytic subunit RIP1
Exons: 4
Coding region: 1-846 (281 amino acids)
Biological process (GO): mitochondrial electron transport, ubiquinol to cytochrome c
Cellular component (GO): membrane
Molecular function (GO): quinol-cytochrome-c reductase activity; 2 iron, 2 sulfur cluster binding
Source: RefSeq, a predicted model, not a curated record
AUGACAGGCCCCGUGAUUCCGAUCGCUAGCGAAAGCUCUGGCUCCAACUUCGUCCCGGCUUCAUCCACUCCUUCCCUACGUCCAAGCAACGCCGCGGUCACACCUCCCCCCUCCAGUGGUCAAUUGCCCAUCACCAUGUCGCUCUCCUCCGCUUCCAGCACUCUGCUGCGCACUUGCGCCCGCCAGCAGCUGCCCACCACCCGCGCCGUCGCCUCCUGCCAACAGCGGAGGGGAGUUGCGGAUGCGAAGGCGUCCUUCGACAGCCCCUUCGUUAACGCCCAGGAGCGUGGCUCUACCGUGAAGAUCCCCAACUUCAGCAAAUACAAGUCCAACUCCUCCCCUCGCUCCAACCAGGUCUUCUCCUACUUCAUGGCUGGCACCAUGGGCCUGGCCUCCGCUGUCGGUGCCAAGGCCACCGUCCAGGACUUCCUGGUCAACAUGUCCGCCUCCGCCGAUGUCCUGGCCCAGGCUAAGGUUGAGAUUGCUCUCGGUGCCAUUCCUGAGGGCAAGAACGUCAUCAUCAAGUGGCGUGGAAAGCCCGUUUUUGUCCGUCACCGUACCCAGGCUGAGAUCGACGAGGCCCGCGAGUCCAAGUGGGAGACUCUGCGUGACCCCCAGGCCGAUGAGGACCGUGUCCAGCGCCCCGAGUGGUUGGUCAUGCUUGGUGUCUGCACUCACCUUGGUUGUGUCCCCAUUGGCGAGGCUGGUGACUAUGGCGGCUGGUUCUGCCCCUGCCACGGCUCCCACUACGACAUCUCUGGCCGUAUCCGCAAGGGCCCAGCCCCUCUCAACCUGGAGGUUCCCCAAUACAGCUUCCCCGAGGAUGAGGUUCUCGUUAUCGGUUAA